AUGCCAAAGACAAGGAAGAGUAAAGGUAAAGGAAAGGAAGUAGAAGUGGUAGUUGGUAUACCCAAUCGGGCGAGACAACAAAGUGAGGCUCUAGAUGAGUCUCUAUCACAGACAUCUCCAACCCCUCCAUCUGUUGAUGUACCAGGAAGGAGUGAAAAUCCCCCAGAACCACCUGUUGAUGCUUCUGUGCAGGAUUUGAGAAAUGCAGUUCAACUGUUGACUCGUAUAGUUGUUGGCCAAGGUCAAAGACAAGAAGGCCCAGUUGCAGGUGCAGUUGGUGCAGGUAGGGCAGCCAGUACGAGAAUACGUGAUUUCCUUAACUUAGACCCUCCAUCAUUCACUGGAUCAGAUCCAAAUGAAGAUCCACAGGAUUUUAUUGAUCAGAUCCAACGCACCUUAGAUGUUAUGCAUGUGAGUGGUUCAGAAGCUGCUAAGUUGGCAAUAUAUAGAUUGAAGGGUGUGGCUAUAUUGUGGUACGAAGCCUGGAAGCAGUCCCAAGGCAUAGAUACACCUCCAACUACUUGGGAGGAGUUCAAAAUGGCCUUUGUUGAUCAUUACUUGCCAUUAGAGAUCCGAGAGGCCCGUGCAGAUCAGUACGCUCCUAAUGUUGUUGCUACUAUGGCAGAUAGAGUCCAUCGGUAUGUGGAUAGGUUGGAUUCAUAUUUGGUUAGAGAUUGUACCAUUGCUUCUUUGAAUAAAGACAUGGAUAUAGCGAGGAUGCAAGCUUUUGCACAGAAACUGGAGGAUCAGAGACAAAGAAGGAGGGCACAAGAGAUAGAAAGGGGGCAAUCCAAGAGGGCCAGAUCUACACGACAGUUUACACCACCCCAGGGUGAGUUUAGGCCACGAUUUUCUAACAGGCCACCCAGGCCAUCAUCCUCUUACUCUACAGUUAGUGCUCCACCACAACUUCAAGGGUCUAGAAAUGAUCAAUUUGGGCAGAGAAGUGAGGGCCAAGGUACACGGAUAACAAGAUAUUCGGGAAGCCAGCAAAUGCCUUCUAGGCAGCCUUGCAGACAAUGUGGGAGAUAUCAUAUAGGUGCGUGUCGCAUGGGAACAGAUGUUUGUUAUUGGUGUGGUAUGCCAGGGCAUGUAAUAAAAGAUUGCCCAAGAAGACACAGGGGUGAUAUGGCACAACCUACUGGGUCAGCUGUUGCAUCAUCAUCAUCAGUGCCUCCAUCAGGUAGAGGUGAGCAAUUUCCUAUAGGUCGCGGCAGAGGUAUUAGAGGGGCAGCUAGUCUCAGCGUGGCCCAAAAUCGCACAUAUGCUCUAGGGACUCGACAGAACCUGGAAGCUUCACCCGAUGUGGUUAUAGGUACAUUAUCCAUUUUCUCACAUAAAGUGUAUGCAUUAAUUGACCCUGGUUCUACAUUGUCAUAUAUUACUCCAUUAGUUGCUGGGAAGCUUGGUAGAACACCUAAAUUAUUGAAUCAACCACUUGCGGUGUCUACACAAACUGGGGAGUCAAUUAUAGCUAGAAGAGUCUAUUGUGACUGCAUAGUGACUAUCUGCGACCGAGAUACAUUAGCUGAUCUUAUCGAGUUAGAAAUGGUAAAAUUUGAUGUUAUAAUGGGUAUGGAUUGGUUGGCUUCUUGCUAUGCCACCGUUGACUGCCGAACCAAGAGAGUGUACUUUCACUUUCCAAAUGAAGCAGUCCUUGAAUGGGAAGGCAAUAUUGGGGGACCAAAAGGGAGGUUUAACUCUUAUUUUAAAGCUAGAAAAAUGAUAUCAAAGGGAUAUAUAUGUCAUCUCGUUAGAGUGAGAGACGUGGAGGCAGAAUCACCAACUAUCCAGUCUAUUCCAAUAGUGAAUGAAUUUAUUGAUGUCUUUCCUGAGGAACUCCCUGGUUUGCCUCCAGAACGAGAAAUAGAUUUUGGUAUUGACUUAUUACCAGGCACUGAGCCUAUCUCUAUCCCUCCAUAUAGAAUGGCCCCGGCAGAAUUACGUGAAUUAAAGGAGCAACUGAAAGACUUGUUAGAAAAGGGGAAAGCAAAUGUGGUGGCUGAUGCUCUAAGUCGUAAGACACUCAUGGGUACCAGUGAUCAGAAAGGGGUAAAGUAA
Capsicum annuum is the source of this 2061-nucleotide messenger RNA. RefSeq lists its product as uncharacterized. Gene Ontology annotation, molecular function: nucleic acid binding; zinc ion binding. Bases 1 to 2061 code for a protein of 686 amino acids. NCBI's taxonomy places the organism in Eukaryota, Viridiplantae, Streptophyta, Magnoliopsida, Solanales, Solanaceae. The transcript is spliced from 3 exons. The record is from RefSeq and is a predicted model, not a curated record.